CUACCGGCGAAUAAUUUUUUUUGAAUAGCUGACUAAGUUUUCAAUUUUACAGCUCGAAAAAUGACACUAGAAGACUUAUUUUAUCUGGUGUAAAUGAUGGAGCCAGACAUGCGACAUAUGACAUAUAUUUGAAACAACAAUAGUGGUUAUCAGCACAAUUUAAAAUGUAAACAGACACCGGGUAAAAAGUGCGCAAUUAUCAAACAAAACGUCGGUAAGGCCUAACUGAAAUAUUUUUAUCUUGUAUGACCUCAAGUGUUCUGACACACUUAAAACUUAGUCAUUCACGUCAUUUUAUAGUUAUCCAAUGACGUUGAAAAGACAGAUCUUUGUAUAUUGUCUACACACUAUAAAAAGCUGUACAAGAGGACUUUCGUCGAAGUCAAAAGGCAUGGAUGUUGAAAGUGUUCAUAAAACUGCACAAGAAGGGUUUAAACAGGGUGACCAUUAUGAUCGCAAUAGACCCUCAUACUCUGAUGAACUGGCAGCUCAUGUCAUUAAAAGUCUUCACGGAGGGGACCAUAAAGAUACACAGUAUGAUAUUCUAGAGCUUGGAGCAGGAACUGGGAAGUUUACCAGGAAGAUACUGGAGGCCUUGAAAGGUCUACCGAAGAUGCGGUACAUAGCCUCGGAGCCAUCAGAAGGUUUUUUAUCAGUUCUACGUCAACAGUCGCCAACUGUGGAAACAUUAGUUGGCUCAGCAAUGAAAAUUCCUUUACCUGAACAAUCUGUGAUGAACGUAAUCUGUGCUCAGUCUUUUCACUGGUUUGCAACGAAAGAAAGUUUGGCGGAAAUACAAAGAGUGCUGGUCCCUGGUGGAAGACUCGUGUUAGUUUGGAAUGAUAAAGACUGGAAUAUAGAAUGGCUGAGAAAAUUGGAAGAUGUUUUAACGCUGUAUUAUGAUGACACUCCUCGUAAAAUCACAGGGAAGUGGAAAAAUGUGUUUGAUGGAUGUCCGUCAUUCAGAUGUGUGGAACACAGGCAUCUUGCAGGAAUCACUGGUAUGAAGGGUGACAAAAAUUUUGUGCUGAAUCACUUUACAUCAAUCAGUGUGAUAGCGAGGCUGGAUCCUCAGCAGAGACAGGAGGCGUUAGAAAAGUUUAAAGCUGUGUUGGACGAGGCAUUUACAGAUGAUGAAGAAAUUGACAUUCCUUUCAAAUCGGACUUUUACUGUACAGAGAAGAUCGUAUCAUAAAAUCACAGAUAAAUAAAUGAAAGUUUUAGCUA
Mercenaria mercenaria is the source of this 1227-nucleotide messenger RNA. RefSeq lists its product as uncharacterized. Bases 308 to 1195 code for a protein of 295 amino acids. Gene Ontology annotation, molecular function: S-adenosylmethionine-dependent methyltransferase activity. The transcript is spliced from 7 exons. The record is from RefSeq and is a predicted model, not a curated record. NCBI's taxonomy places the organism in Eukaryota, Metazoa, Mollusca, Bivalvia, Venerida, Veneridae.